AUGUCAGGACGGAGGGAUUCGUGGACGAAGCAGUACCAGGAGGUCGAGUACGAUUUGGGGUUCGAGCGGGACCGCAUGUUGCCUGGGACGCCCUCGGCGCCGUCCACCCCUGUUUCUGCGCACCACCAGCUGCAGCCCGCGUCGCCUUUGCACCACCACCACCACCACCAACAACAACAACAGCAGCAGUUUCACCAGCAGCAGCAGCAAGGGUUCCAGAUGAGCCAGCAGCAACAGAUACCGCCGGGAUACCAGCAACAACAGCACCAGCAACCGACGGUCUCGCUGGUUAUGUCGCCGUCCAGCCCUAACCAACAGCUGCAUUUCGGGGCCAGCACGUCGUCCCGCCCGUCGACGUCGCAGGGACAGGGCCAGACGUCGUCGAUAUACGGCUCGGGUUCUUAUCAUCACGACCAGUCCUCUGCGGCGGCGCAGGAUAGCAACGGCAACAACGCAUUCACCCGCUCACCCCGUGCUUCAUCGUUCAAAUCGUUCCCCUCGUCACCUCUCAAACCCGCUUCGCCCUUCGGCGCCACCCAACAACAGCAGCAGCAGCAAAAUCCUCUCCCCCGCUCAUCGUCCGCCUCGAAUGCUCCUUCUUUGAGCGGUGUCAACGGCGGAGGUGGAGGGUCCCCGCCGUUCCAAAGCCCCUUUGGCCGCCCAGGCAGCCGCGCAAGCAUCAACUUCAGCCGCAUGCCCAGCGACAUCGGCGCACACAGCAGCAUCAGCGCGCCCUACCCGGGUCUCCCCACCACCGGCUCGCGCGGCUCGAUGAUCCUCUACCGGCGCGCCGACUCGAUGAUCCAGGUCCCCACACCGAGCGGCAUGAACACCCCGCCCCUCCAAGCCUCGCACACGGGCGCCACGGACGACAGCGGCGCGGGCGGCCUGCUCCCCCCGCCCGGGUUCGCUGCGAUGAAUAGGGCGUCGGUGUACUCCACCUCGGGGGACUCGAUGAUCUCGAUGGGGAGCGACAGCAAGUACCCCGCGAGUAUGGUUGGCGGGUAUAUCGGUGGAGGGUAUGGGAGUGAGCCGCGGGGUCUGGUGGCGUACGCGUACGACCCGGACGAGGACGACGACAGCGAUGACGGCGAGGACGACUGGCUGCACGAUCCCGAGAUUGAGUACCCCGGCAGCUCUUCAUCCCGCAAAAACUCCACCGCAACGCGGAAUACAUCUACAGCGUCGAGUAGCACGCAUGGUAAUCUGAAACCGACGACAGGAAAGCCGCGCCGCCCGCCAAAGGUGUACUCAUCGCCGAUUAUUUCGUGGCGCGGUGUGGUGAAUAUCUCGACGCUGGUGGCGAUGGUCGCUGCUCUGCUUUGUCUAUUCGUUGUGUACCCGAUGGUGCGGUUUUACACCGAUGCGCCGGUUAACGAGCGGAUUACGGGUAAUCUUAGGAUUAAUGCGACUGGGCAGGCGGUGGAGGAUGAUGUGUUUGAUUCGAGUGGGACGACGGGGUCGCCUGGGCAGGGAGGAGGAGGGACACCGACGGGCCCGAGGAUUUCGACGACGGUUACGCAGAUUAAUCAGGGUGGUGUUAUUUUUGAUCGACGGUGGUGGAGUGGAUUGGGGUUGUGGAAGAGGGAGGAGGAGGAUUGGGAUCUGCCAUUCCCUUCGACUUCGUACGACAUCCCUGGUCUCUCUACCUCGUUGAAACGCCGUCGACCGCAGUAUGAGCAGCAGCCUCUUCAGCACGAACGUGAACGACGCCCUCUCCGGUCUGGUAGCUCGACGAUACCCUCUAGAACUGUCUCGGAACCAUAUGCUUCUACUGAGACUGCCAUUCCUAUCUCUUAUACUGGGAAUGAAAAUCCGAAUUCCGACGGAGGGGUAGAGGGAGAUUCGAAUUGGAUUUGGACUCCUGCUUCUUGGGAUGGCGAUGCGGAGAGGGUUUGGGAGUUGGUGUAUGAUGGGAAUGGUGCUGAGACCUCGUCAUUGGAAUCUACGACUAGGACCGAGAUUUGCGUUCCGUUUACGGAUGGUGGUGCUGAUCUGGAGGAGGAUGUGUUGGUUGAGGUGGUGGUUUUGAAGGAUGGGGAGGGGAGGGAGGAGAGUUUGGUGUGGAACCAAGGCGGAUGGCGUGUACUGAAGGACAAAGAGGAGAAGAGGAAAGAGAAGGAGAGGAAGAGGAAAGAGAAAGAGAAGGAGGGUAAGAGGAAGGAAAAGGAGAAAGAGAAGGACGAGAAGAGGAAGGAGAAGGACGAAAAGAAGGAGCGAAAGCGCAAGGACAAGGAGCAGAAGAGGAAGGAGAAGGAGGAGAGGAAGCAGCGGGAGAAGGAGGGAAAGGAGGGAAAGGACAAACACAAGCACGAAGAGGAGAAGGAGGAGGAGGGCAAAAUCGUCAAACAGGUCGAGGUUAACCUUGACGUUGUGGGUCGUGUUGAGCGGGUUAGGGUGUACCGCCUGCGGUCGUCUACCGGACGGCAUGCUGUUUCGUCACGGCAGCAGGUCGCUGUUUCUUCGCGGUCGUCCCCGUGUGGGCCGGGUCUUCCUGUUGAGCAUGUCUACCUCGGGAUGGAUGUCCAGAGGGUAGUUCGGGAGGUGAUGGAGGAGGAGCAGAGGCGUUCAUAG
Molecule: messenger RNA, 2574 nt
Organism: Coprinopsis cinerea okayama7#130
Lineage: Eukaryota; Fungi; Basidiomycota; Agaricomycetes; Agaricales; Psathyrellaceae
Exons: 4
Coding region: 1-2574 (857 amino acids)
Source: RefSeq, a predicted model, not a curated record